ACCUCGCAGGCUCGCACGCCUCCGCCGGCGCUGUCUACAAGGCGAUCAAGGACCGGCGGAGGCGCGGAGGCUCCGGAGCAACGCCGCCGGCGGAGGCCGGGCCUACGACGCCGCCGCCCGCCGGUGCCCGGUGGCACGCCCGCGCCCGUGGACCUCGAGGACCCGCCGACCCGGACUCUGGAGAUUGUUUCCGGCCGGCGGAACGCGCGGUGCUGGCCGGACACCGAGCAGGAGCCGUCGCUGUCGGGGUACUUCCAGUUCCCGCUGGUGGCCGCGACCCGCGAGGAAGGUCAGCCAAGGGGAGGCGCUUGACGGGCUGCUGGACGAGCGGCUGCACGCAGACUCGCAGAGGCGGCGGUGGCUGCAGGUUGGUCGGCGUUAACUGAGUCAGGUUGCUUGUUCGCUGCGGAGUGGGAGCUUAAUCGGCCACCAUGGAUGUCGAUAAGCAAGAAACAAUGGAGGAGACCAUCCUUGUUGGUGAUGAUCUCAUGCGAGGGCCGCCAUCACCUGUCAUACCGAAAGAGAUUGCAUCGCAUGUCCUUGAAGGCGUCGAGCUUUGUGAUGGUAUACUAAGGAAUCUUUUCUUAUGCCUGCAAAUAAAUGAUAUUGAGCCAUUCUGCCAAGAUGAAAUCGUGCUAUACCGACAAUGUGCUGAGAAAAGGGACAAGGAAAUAAGAGAACGGAUGCAAGAUAGUGAAUAUAAACUGGGUUCUUCAAUGCCUCUGGAAGAAGCAAAGGGGAGAGCUACCCAACUCCAAUCAGAAGUCACGCUGCUAGAAAGGCGCCUGAUUCUUGCAAGUGGACUUGAGGGUAUGGAAGGAUUUCGGCAGAGAUGGAGCUUGCACGGACAGCUUGAAGAUACAAGGAAAAGACUUGUGGCACUGAACCGUGGCAUUGGAAAAAGAGAGAACCAAAGUUCUAUGGGGGAAGGGACAAAAUCAGCUCCAGCUGGGAAGAGGUGGUUCUUUUGGUAGGCUGCCAGCGCCUCUUCAUGAGUUAAUGACAAUCUUGGUUGUUUCUUUAUCAGUGGAGUAGGUUGUCUAAUAUACUCUACCCUGUGCUUGCCGCGGAUUUACAGUACGCGCUGUGCAGGGUCCGCAAACCCCAAAGGCAGCCCCAUCCAGCUGUACAACCAUUUUGAUCUUUUGAUCCAGAUGUUGCGGAUAACUUAUUAGCUUCCUUUGAGCAACUUCCUGAAGCAAGAUUGAAACUGGUAGAGCUAUAAUAUGUCGACUCUACGCACCUCUAUGGUCGUACUCGUGUCUUCUGCCUCUCAACUCUCAAUAUGAAACCUUACUCUGAAGAUUCCAUUGCUUUUGUCAUGAGAUAUGUCUGGAUUGCUGACUGUGAUCUUAGUGUUGUUUGUUCCA
This is a messenger RNA of Panicum hallii, 1370 nucleotides long. RefSeq lists its product as uncharacterized. The transcript is spliced from 8 exons. The record is from RefSeq and is a predicted model, not a curated record. NCBI's taxonomy places the organism in Eukaryota, Viridiplantae, Streptophyta, Magnoliopsida, Poales, Poaceae. The coding region runs from base 432 to 974 and encodes 180 amino acids.